This is a messenger RNA of Mobula hypostoma (lesser devil ray), 1178 nucleotides long. RefSeq names its product cell division cycle associated 8 (gene cdca8). NCBI's taxonomy places the organism in Eukaryota, Metazoa, Chordata, Chondrichthyes, Myliobatiformes, Myliobatidae. The transcript has 11 exons. Bases 223 to 1059 code for a protein of 278 amino acids. Gene Ontology annotation, cellular component: spindle midzone; chromosome passenger complex; chromosome, centromeric region. Gene Ontology annotation, biological process: mitotic sister chromatid segregation. The record is from RefSeq and is a predicted model, not a curated record.
UUUAAUUUAUUGAAAGAAUCAAUUACUUGUGAUCCCUUUGAUCUUCUGGAAUCUUAAUCUCUUCAUCGUAGCGUUUACUGACUUGGUGAAAUGGAGAUACUUGUAUAAUUGACAAAUGUUCUUGUCCUAAGUUUCUAACGGUGUUAGAAGAAGUGUUUCAAAAACUUCUGGUGAAAUUAAAUCGUAUUUAUAUAAACUGGGAAUUGACUUUGUCAAGAAAGAAUGCCAUCAAAACGAAAAGCAACUGGUCGCAAAAAUAAUUCACUGGACUUAAAGAAGCAUGAAAAACUUCAGGCUUUUCUAAAGGAUUUUGACAUUGAAGUUGAACGGCGGAAAAGAGAGAUGGAGAAAGCUUUGAACAAUAUGCUCAUUACAGUAGAAGCACAUUACAGUCGUGCAAUUAUGAAACUUCCACAGUCUGUGAGACAAAUGAACUAUUUGGAAUACCUCGCUAUGGGUGGAAGUGCAGAGGCAGUGGCUGCAGCUGAACAAAAACGUAUUAAUGCUGCCUAUUUAGAAGUUGAAGCCAUUGAAUCGGAGAUCUUGAAAGAUGCUGCACAAAUGAAGACUACAAGAAAACGUAAACAAAAAGCAAAGCAUGCCAAUGACACAGUUGUAAACGAGAGUGAAAAUGUUUCUCCAGCAGCCAAAAUGUUACGAAAAGCUAAGCACGGCGUUACCUUCUCAGCUAAAAGUAGACCUCCGUGUACGGCAAAUGGUCGGACUAGAAGGACAAGUCGGACCAAAGGACUCAGCUCUACAAAUACUGCUGAUAUUUGGGGACCCACGCCACUGAUAACACCCAAGUUUAAUCCACGACUGCCAAAGACAGCAACUCGUGUGCGGAAAUUAGGGGAGCGUGUAUUUAGUUUCACAGGAAGCCCACUUGCUGAUUCCGCAGAAAUGAUCAUCAGUGUGCCAACUGGGGAUGGACAGAGCAAGCAAUUUAUAGCCAGUAAAAUUACCAGCACAGACUUAAGUCAACUGGAUGACCACACGCUUAAAUCUUUUGAACAACUAUCACAUCAACUCAAUGAAGUGAUGAAGAUGAGAAAGUGAAAACAAAGAUGACAAAAUAUUCAUGUGACUUGUUUGAAAUUUGACAUAUGGUUUGUAGUGAAUAAACAUUUAUUAAUAAACAUUAUGGAUUUUACCCUUGGAGGGAAUAGCUCAUUGCU